UCAUAUUCUUCACCUGGGUCGUCAUGUUCCGAUUCACUCACUCGCUCCUCUAGCCUUGAUGAUGGAAACCACUCGGACGCCUCAUCUUUGUCCUCGAUAGCCGCGCUUUACACCCAAAGCCGCUCUAAAUGUGGAUUUAAACAUGGAACUCGACGCGAUUCCAGGAGUCCAUGUGAUGAAAAUGAGAAAUUUGCCUCUUCUUCGGAAUCCAGUAGAUCUAAACAAUCAUUGUCGAGGCGCAGGCGUCGGGCUUCCGCCAGGGCUAUUCACGGCACCACAUCGAUGGGUGCGAGGGGAAGUCGUGUCCAUGGAGCCUUGCAUCGGGGCGAGCCACCUCCAGGUCCUCUUCAUCGAUCUGGUGCUUCUGUGUCCAGUUCUGCUGUUAUAGCCUCUCCUUCAGCAUCUCCUAACCGAUUGUCACAACAGACACGCAAUCAUCAACAGCAUGAUCCUUCAGCAGUAUCAACAUUAGCUGGGACUCGAGUUCCUCAGCCAACUAAUUCAUCCUUGUCGCAUUCUAAGGCCAGAAUUCGGAGUGCGGCUGCUCAUUUGACAGGCCAAAUUGAACCCCAUGGUUCCCUCACCUCUCGAUCUCGGUCGGGUUCGCUAUCUUCUACUGCUUCUGCUUCCUUUCCUGAUGCGAAUAGACGCAUGGGCUAUAGUUCAACCAGAGCUCUCCAAUCGCGUGUAACUCUCUCUCGAUCGCCAAAUGCUUGUCAGUACGUUUUGGUCUAA
Molecule: messenger RNA, 735 nt
Organism: Protopolystoma xenopodis
Lineage: Eukaryota; Metazoa; Platyhelminthes; Monogenea; Polystomatidea; Polystomatidae
Source: the annotation of a GenBank genome assembly